Molecule: messenger RNA, 1800 nt
Organism: Alligator sinensis (Chinese alligator)
Lineage: Eukaryota; Metazoa; Chordata; Crocodylia; Alligatoridae
Gene: CPSF4L
Product: cleavage and polyadenylation specific factor 4 like
Exons: 8
Coding region: 147-932 (261 amino acids)
Cellular component (GO): mRNA cleavage and polyadenylation specificity factor complex
Molecular function (GO): zinc ion binding; RNA binding
Source: RefSeq, a predicted model, not a curated record
CUGGGUUGUGGGGUGCUGAGAAGGGCUUGGGAGGGGUGGGGGAUGCUGGGGAAGCCAGCCACUGCCUCUCUGCACCAUUACUGGUACCUGGCUCUGUCUCAUCCCUCCAUCAGCUGGGGCAGAGGGGAAGGUCCCAGGCUGGGGAGAUGCAGGAGCUUGUGGCCAGGGUGGAGAAGCUCACGUUCAAGUUGGAGAUGGAUGUGAUGCAGCAGAGAGGGGCCCUGCUGCUGCCCUUCCCGGGCAUGGACAAGUCGGGGGCAGCCGUGUGCGAGUUCUUCCUCCGCGGACUGUGUGGGAAGGGCCUGAUGUGCCCCUUCCGGCACGCGCAUGGGAAGAAGUCGGUGGUGUGCAAGCAUUGGCUGCGGGGGCUCUGCAAGAAGGGGGACCACUGCGAGUUCCUGCACGAGUACGACGUCACCAAGAUGCCCGAGUGCUACUUCUACUCCAAGUUCGGUGAGUGCAGCAACAAGGAGUGCCCCUUCCUGCACCUCGACUCGGCUUCCAGGGCGAAGGACUGUCCUUGGUACGACGAGGGGUUCUGCAAACACGGUCCCCUGUGCAGAUACAAGCACACCCGGAGGGUCAUGUGCACCAACUACCUGGCUGGCUUCUGCCCCGAUGGCCCUCGGUGCAAAUUCAUGCACCCCAAGGCCAACUUGAUGCUGGACAGCUUGGAGCGCUCCAAGGGGCUUCCCGUGACGACAGAUGGAGAUGGCGGUCACAAGCCGUCCCUCCCAGAAGCCCAGUUGUUCCCUCGCCCUUCCCGGGGCAGCAGUGCCCAGCACCCGGCCAAGAAAGCACCAGAGACCAGCGGCUACCCCUAUGGAUUCCUGCGGCCCCUCGAGCAAGUGACAUGCUUCAAGUGUGGGGAGAAGGGUCACUAUGCCAAUAAAUGCGGCAAGAGUCGUCUGGGGAUGCUGCUGGGGAAGUGACUCGUGAGCCUCCUUGGAGGAGAAGCCAGAGGAAGAUGCCAGGCUGCGACAGGCGGUAUCAUCUGGAAGCCCGUCAGAAUUUAACCGGGGAACCCAGCCAGGGAAACCCGGCUCGGGGCAACUUUCUUUGUCAGCUCCUUGCACAGCGAGAGGAGGGGGGGGGAUGCAGCUUCAGUGGUGUCGAUGGUAACCGCAGUUUCCACUGGCUUUGCAAAUGUCAUGCCGUCUCCUGCAUUGGAUCAAUGGCUCGCCUUUUCAGACUGUGCAUCAGAUGUAUAAUCAUGCCAGGACUAAAGUACGGGGUGAGCGCAGUCAGCGUCUGGAGCUGGGUUUAAUGUGGGGGGUGGGGAGGCUUUGCAGCAGAGGUGAGGCUGACGAGAGCUUGCAUCAAGCUGCGGGGAAAUGUGGUUUUCCUCCCCUCCUCUAGCAAAAUGCCCAAGCUAAGGGCAAAGAUGUAACUCAUUCCAACUGCAUGCGCCUGCAGGGUCUUCCUUGAAAAACCCGCGCAGCUUCCUACCUGCAGGCUUCCCUGAGACACUGGGACGUGGAGAGAGAUACUAAUGUCCCCUUAAUAUAUGGAGGAGCAUGUAUAGGCCCAGGAAUCAAUGCUGAUGGUGACCUCUCUCUUGACCCAAGUCACUUGGCUCCAAGCCUCUACUUUCUCCUCUGUAAAAUGGGGCUGAGGGGUGGGAUCCCCCAAGGGAAGGUGCAGCGGGGCUUUGAUUUUAAAGGAACAGGUGGUCCCAGAGCAGAACUGGGGGAGCGCAGAGGAGACUGGUUGCUGGAGGGGGGUGCUCACUGUGACCUCUGCACAACUGGAUUUUCGUGAGUUGUCCUACAGUUUAUUUCUAAUAAAGUUUAUUCUUCA